Messenger RNA from Camellia sinensis, 1269 nucleotides. NCBI's taxonomy places the organism in Eukaryota, Viridiplantae, Streptophyta, Magnoliopsida, Ericales, Theaceae. The record is from RefSeq and is a predicted model, not a curated record.
AUGAAUCCCUGGGAUGGAAGCAACAAUGACGGAAUAACAGAAAUGCUUAAUCAAAUGGCGGUCCAGGUGCAACAAGAACACAACUGUACAUUUCUACAAGCAUGCCAGUAUGUGACAGAGUGGUACCAAAAACACAUGACUAAAACGUCAUGUCGCACUUCUAUACUGACCGGGAAUGCAUGGAUAUCCGAACUAUAUGCGGGCCAUAUGAGCCGAUUUGAGGAAAACGUGUCCAUGCCGAAGGAAGUUUUUGUUGCCCUGUGUCAGACAUUAGUAAAUGAUUUUGGGUUACAAGUCCCGCAACGUCCACAUGGUUUAGCUGUUGAAAAAAGCGUUGCAAUGUUUAUCCAUGUGUUGAAAGGGAAGCAAAAUCGGGAAAUCCAAGAACGGUUCCAACAUUCGGGGGAGACUGUGUCUCGACACGUGCAUAACGUAUUAACUUCCACGAAGGAGUUCACUGUUGUUCAUUACCGGCCCACAUACAAUCAGCAUCAUAUACAUCCAUACGUGCGGUUUAGACGGAAAUACCUACCGUUCAAGGACUGCAUUGGCGCAAUAGACGAAACACAUGCAAGUGCAUGGGUUACCGGGCCAGAUGCAGCAACAUAUUUCGGUAGGAAAUACUGUCACACGCAAAAUAUCAUGGCCGCAGUCGAUUUCGACAUGUGUUUCAUAUUCAUUUCGUGCGGAUGGGAAGGAAGUAUACAUGAUAGUCGCAUAUUCAACGAGAUACUAACAAAUGACAAUGUCCCAUUCCCACAUCCUGACGAAGGGAAAUAUUAUCUUGUCGAUUCUGGUUAUCCAAACCGGACAGGUUACUUAGCACCAUUCAAAGGGCACCGUUACCACCAACAAGAAUUUCGACGUAUUGCAUGGAACAGGACGGCAAACACACCAAGGGAAUUAUUUAACCAAGUGCACUCGUCCUUACGCAGUGUGGUGGAACGCACUUUCGGUGCCUGGAAAAAUCGAUGGGGGUUUAUUCGAGACAUACCUCGAUAUGACUUUGCAAAUAUGCAAGUUCAGUUAGUAGCUGCGUCAAUGGCAUUACAUAAUUAUAUACGGCGCAACACAGGUAACCCAACAACUGUUCACCCAAUCUGUGACGAGGAAGAGGCUAUGACAAUAGUAAAUGACAUACCAGAAGUUGAACAUGACGAGGAUGGUUUAAUGGUUGGGGACGAGGACCCGCAUAUAGCAUUGGUGCGCCUUCACAUACGCGACAAAUUAUGUUACAUGCGUAAUAACGGAGUGUUAGGAAAUAUAUAA